CUCUGAGGAGGCGAGCACGAUGGACUUCACUUACUUCUGGCUCCUCGCUACGAUGAUGAUGUUGAUCCAUCAGCAUCAAGCUUCCACCGUCUCCAUCCCGGGCUCCACGGCGGAGGAGGGCCCCCUGGCGCAGCUCCCCCACACAGCCCACCGCCGUGAGAAACGCUGCUCCUGCGACAACCAGAAAGACAAGGAGUGCAUUUUUUUCUGCCACAUCGGGAUCGUCUGGGUCAACUCACCGAGCCACGUGGUUCCUUACGGAUUCGGAUCCGUCCGGCUCAGGCGGGAGCUCGUACGUUGCUUCUGCAUGGACACACAGGACGCUGAGUGUGUGAGCUUCUGCUCCGCCCACACGCAGACACACGGUGACGGUGCGGAGGUGACCGGGAAGUCUGACAAACGAUUGGAGAGAAACCCAGAUGCAUUAUGGGAAAAAAGGAGCCGGCAUGUACUCAGACAGCAGACCUGAGCGCCUCGAGGCCACACAUUAACGCAAUCAUCUAUAACAACUCAUGGACCCUUUAGUUUGUCCUCCGGCCUCGGAUGGUGGGGUAGACGUGUACAGUGUGUGUGUGUGUGUGUGUGUGUGUGUGUGUGUGUGUGUGUGUGUGUGUGUUUUAUGUAAAUGUAUUGAUGGUGAAGCAUCAGGAGAGGAGUUGGCUGAUGACAGCAGGUGGUGGGAGUUGAACCUGUGACCUCUCUGUCAGCUGAUUUGUGGAUCUGAGGAAUCGACCACGCUGCUGCGACCACGCUGCUGCGACCACGCUGCGGCGAAACGGGACCUCGCAUUCACACCUUUUGACAUUUUAGAAUUCUGACUUGUUCAGCACUGUUGAACUUCACACCUCGACACUAACAACUCUUUUUUUUUAUUACACAGUAAAACAACCUGGAGUCAUGAUGUAUGUUUGGACGUUUUUGGCACAAAAUCAGACACUUUAAAAUCUCAACUAAACUAAAUAAAAGUAUUUCAGGGAGGCCAAGCUGCAAUGCCCACAACUGAGAGUUAGACCCCUAGUGUUUAAAAUGGGUACUGCAGUCUAAAUUCAAAACAUUGUAGAGUGCUGUCCAUCACUCUUAGGCAUUUUAUGCUGCUCCAAAUGCUAGCUAGCUAGCUAUGUGAACAUUUAUCCAAAAGACGUCUCAUUUUGAUUCUACUUUGUUUUAAUUU
Labrus bergylta (ballan wrasse) is the source of this 1171-nucleotide messenger RNA. RefSeq lists its product as uncharacterized. The record is from RefSeq and is a predicted model, not a curated record. Gene Ontology annotation, molecular function: hormone activity; endothelin B receptor binding. NCBI's taxonomy places the organism in Eukaryota, Metazoa, Chordata, Actinopteri, Labriformes, Labridae. Gene Ontology annotation, cellular component: extracellular region. Gene Ontology annotation, biological process: vein smooth muscle contraction; intracellular calcium ion homeostasis; regulation of systemic arterial blood pressure by endothelin.